UAGUUCCGUCCUCUCAUCACGAGAGAGAAAGAGUUGUUACAAACAAAUAUUAUAAUUGAUCUGGUGAAUUACCACAAACAGUUUACUUUAUUUUGUGUUUUAUGUAAACUAUUUUACGCUAACCUAGACCUUGGAUAAGUUAAUAUCAUAAAUUAUCUACAAGUAAUAUCAAUAUUUCUGAAAUGAUAAAAAGAUAAAACAAUUGCUUACAAUUAAAUACAAUGUUUCUUCACGCUACCACUGUAAUCUUAUAAAUUGUAUUUGAACAUAAAUUAAUAAAUUAAGUGUUAAAAAAUGAAGAACGAAGCAGAAGUGUCAUCUUUACACGUGCAUAGUCAUAAUUUAAUAGAAUCAUCAACAAAUCCUCAUGUGAUAAAUUCGCGAAGUCAAUCAAGUGUUAUCUCAAAUUUAUCUCAAAGUGAAAGUAUACUAGUAUCAAAUUUAACAACAGAGCCGGUAAGAAAAUCUGGUGCACGUAGACAAGAAAAACCUCCUUAUUCUUACAUAGCCUUAAUAGUGAUGGCAAUCCAAUCCAGUCCAGAUAAGCGAUUGACUUUAUCUGAAAUAUACACUUUCCUUCAACAGCGAUUUCCUUUUUUCCGUGGAACAUAUCAAGGUUGGAAAAAUUCAGUGCGACACAAUUUGAGCCUCAACGAGUGUUUCGUUAAGUUACCAAAGGGACUGGGAAGACCAGGUAAAGGACAUUAUUGGACAAUCGAUCCAGCAAGCGAGUACAUGUUCGAGGAAGGAAGUUUUCGUCGUAGACCAAGAGGUUUCAGAAGAAAAUGUCAAGCAUUAAAACCUCAAUACAGUCAGUAUUUUUCGGGAACUGGCGGAGUUGGUGUUGGAACAAAUAUCCAGCCUCCUGGUUACGACAAUUUGACCGGGACAAUAGAAUAUUCAAAUGGUUAUCCAAACCAAUAUCAAAAUUAUCAAGAAUAUGCAAUGUACGGGCCGUCUUCUGGAUCGGUUACGGAUUGGACGUAUCCAGAAUAUAAAUCAGCUCCACCAAUAGCAGAGGUGACCUAUAAAACGACCGAAGUUACUUAUAAAACUGGAGAUAGUUCUCUGUAUCGAAACGGAGAGAUUGCAUUGAAGAAUGAACCUUAUUCGAGAAAUCAAGAUCCAAUUAUAACUUAUAGACCUAAUGAAAUAUCUUUUCAACAUAAAGAUCAUCCUCAACAUCAGCAAAACCAAGAUAUCACUUACAAAACAGAAAAUGAACACCAAAGUUUAGUUAGUUGCAAUUACAAAACUGUUGAAAAUACUACUAUUCAUCAACAGUCACAAUGUAUACCAUCUGAAGAUUAUCACAUCGGUUAUGGAUUCACCGGAAAUCCAGGCAAUAUUGCUACACUACGAGGCCUUCAAGGACAAUCGAAUUCUUUAAGUUCUAUUGGAAAUAUCAGUAAUUCACAUGGGGAGUCUCAAAAUUCUGUAGCCGAACAUGGUUUAAAGGUUCAAUGUUCCAAUGCCAGUUCUGGUGGAUCUCUAAUGGAAAGAAAACCUUACAUCGGUCAGACAUCAAGCUCACUAACAUUAAAUAGUCUCAAUUCAUUAAGUUCAUUAUCUUUAAGUAAUCUCAGUGGUCUGAGCAUACCUGGUACUGUGCCAUCAAAUGUUCACAGCACUACAUUACCCAACGCAAGUUUGUACUAUGAUCAAAUAAAAUAUUCAAUGUAGAAGUAAGA
Messenger RNA from Microplitis demolitor, 1691 nucleotides. Its product is annotated as forkhead box protein F1. The transcript has 2 exons. Lineage: Eukaryota; Metazoa; Arthropoda; Insecta; Hymenoptera; Braconidae. The record is from RefSeq and is a predicted model, not a curated record. Gene Ontology annotation, molecular function: RNA polymerase II cis-regulatory region sequence-specific DNA binding; DNA-binding transcription factor activity, RNA polymerase II-specific. Gene Ontology annotation, cellular component: nucleus. Bases 295 to 1683 code for a protein of 462 amino acids. Gene Ontology annotation, biological process: animal organ morphogenesis; regulation of transcription by RNA polymerase II.